UGGCAGAGUAAUUUAAAUCCUUUUGCUUAUAGUUUCUGCUCGUAAGGACUAAACAACACGAGAGAUGGACUACAAAGAACAGCUGAAUGCAGGAGGAAUCUCAGAUAGAAACUGUCAUGAACAGGUUGAGCAAGUUGUAUCCAGCGCGCAGUUCGGAGAUUUGAUCGAGUUCUCGUACCCCAUUGGCUACUCACACUGGGGCGUGUACGACGGAGAUGGGUACGUCAUUCACUUUGCGGUUGCAGAUGAAACUCAGGUGAUGAGUACGUUUCGGGGUUUUCUGCAGACUGUCUUCCCUGUUUGUGGUGAUCUUUUGCUUGGAGAAACUAAGAUACGGCGUCAGCUUCUGUCUGAGGUUAAUGUACCUAAAGGAGCUCGUGUUUUAGUGAGCAAUAGCCGACACGAUCUCCAGCCUUCACCUGUGGAUGAAAUCAGAAAUCGACGAAAUGCUUUACUUGACAAGGAGUUUACUUACAAAGUCCUCACGUUUAAUUGUGAGCACUUUGCCACAUUUGUCCGCUCUGGAAAAGCGAUGUGCAAUCAGAUCCCAGGGAAGCCCAAAAACAAGGAAUGUGUGGAUGCUACAGAACAAUUUAGCAGCCUUGUGCCAUCGUUGGAUACUCACUCCUGAAUGCCAAUCUACAGAUUAUCAUGAGAAUAAUGUAUUGUGUUUCAUACUUCAAGGAUGUUUCAUAUUUCAAGGAUAUUUUCCCCACAAGAUUUCUGUUUAAUGUCACGGGAAAGUGUUCUUCACUCUUUAAUGGUCUUAUUUGGUCUCCUAGCCUGGUCAGGCUGGUUUUAAAAUGGUUUUGGCCACUUUUUAGGUGGUCAGUCCGGGAGACUGACUUGGUUAAGCCAAAAGACCAUCUUGUAUCAGCUAAGAAGUGUUUUUUUUUUAAAGGGUUUUCCCAUGUUUCUGACUAUCUUCUUCAUAUUUCUAACUAAUAUGGCGCACACCAUUACUAAUGUUCUUACACCACAGACCCCAUAGAAUCGAUUGACAAGUGCAGAUUUCUUUCUUGUGCUGCUGACACAUUGCCAGUUACAACAGAAAGUCUGGGAAAUAUCUAAGGGCCAAGUCACCAAUUCCAAUACAACUUGAGUAAAAGUCUUAGAGUAUCUGAUUUUAACAGUACUUAAGUAUUUUACUCCUACUAAAUGUAGGCUCAAAGAUGCACUAGUCCUCAACACCCAAGAGACAUGCCAGUGAAAAUAAGAAACAGUUGAUUUGUAAGAUGAGAAAUCACGUUUCUUAUAUAAAGUCAAAAUAAAACUGAACACCUCAAAAUUGGAAUAAAUCAAGGUCGACAAUGACAACAGCCUCUUGAAAGUCUCAGUUAAGCUCAAGUGCACAAAAAAGCCAUAAGACAUCCUUCAAAAAGGUCUCUUCAAUAUAGCGGAUAAAUAAAAUAAUGUUAAGUAAAAUUAACUAGUUAACAGCACUGGAGGUGCUGGUUUAACUAAACUAAACAGCACUGGUUUAACUAAAAUUAACAGCACUGGAGGUGCUGGUUUCUCCACAUUACCGGCUGCUGCCACGCCCUCAUCUCAUAAAUCAAACACCUGCGAUUCAGCAACAGCCUGCUAAUGCACUUGCAUUCAUUUUGGGUGAGUAAAUUCAAAACGCACAAAAUAUAGUACCUUCAGUGACCUUAGAUGGCGAUAUUGCUUCUUUAUAGCAGAAGUAAACAGCUGCAGAAAAAGUUAGGUGCCAUGCAAAAUGUAAUGUGUAAUUGCAUUACUCAUCACAAAUGUAUUGAAGAGUACAUUUACUUAUUCAGAAAUGUAGUCAAGUAGAGAGUAAAAGUUGCUAAUAUCUUUGAUACUCAGUAAAGCUACAAAGAUGCCUUAAGUACAGCAACUAAUUAGAUUUACUCAAAUACUUUACACCACUGGUCUUUUGUAACAACCUAAAGAGAACCUAUUCAGAAUGUUAUCUAAUGGCUAUUCUUAUAUAUUUAUAACCAUAAACUAAGCUUCCCAGAAUGCUCUGGGAACCAAAAAUUGUUAGCUGGGUAUAGGUUUUAAAUUAGGCCAUAGCUAUGAACAUUGAUUUUCUACUUACUAGUCAGCUGCAUGUGACUUUGGCCUAUUUUUCUAGAAUACACUUUUAGUUAAAAGUGAAUUUUCUAUGGGAAAAUUUUUUUGAUUUCACUAACUUCAUAUCAACCAGAAUUGAUUAAAAAAAAAAAAGGAUUUAAACAAAAUUGCCAAGAUUACAUCAGCUUCUUGCAGGUUUGAAGAUAAACUUAUUUUUAUUUAUUAAGAUGUUACAGCAGUAACAAUAGCUAGUAAGCUAACUGUAUUGUGGAUGAAAAUGUGGUUACCAUGGUGAUCUUUCAUAAUGUAAAGGGGCUAUGCAGUGUUGUGUUUUUCAUUAUUAAAAAAAUAAAUAUUUAUAUUCUAUACAAA
Messenger RNA from Ctenopharyngodon idella (grass carp), 2412 nucleotides. RefSeq lists its product as uncharacterized. Gene Ontology annotation, molecular function: glycerophospholipid phospholipase A1 activity; A2-type glycerophospholipase activity. The record is from RefSeq and is a predicted model, not a curated record. The transcript has 4 exons. Gene Ontology annotation, biological process: N-acylphosphatidylethanolamine metabolic process. Lineage: Eukaryota; Metazoa; Chordata; Actinopteri; Cypriniformes; Xenocyprididae. Gene Ontology annotation, cellular component: cytoplasm. The coding region runs from base 65 to 631 and encodes 188 amino acids.